GACAACGUGUGAGUAAUGGAAACACUCUAGUGAUUUCAUGGUUUGCAGCUUGACAGCUGUGCUGGGACGCGCCCUUGAUGAGUCUGUAUUCAGGUAAGUUGCUUUGGAAGUGUUGUGUUGUGGGGAUUCCAGCACUAGUAAAGCAGCUGUUUGGGGGCAGUAAAGUAGUGAGAGAGCAGCAGCCCGUGGCCCCUUCAGCCCCCAGCGCGGCAGCCUCGAGUUGUGCUUCCCGGUGAAAUGCGGGGUCGAAGCCAGGACUGCGGGCAUCCUUCUUACGGUAUGUCUGGCUGGCGGGCACCGUCCAGAGGAGUGCGGUGGUGGGCAGUCAGGGGAAACGCCGCCGGUCUGUCACACCUCACGAGAGAGAGUGGACCCUCCACCUCACUUUACGCUGUUUCCACCGCAUGCACACUUGUGUUGGGUGCGGGAGAGGAAACGCCAGAACCAGAGCACAUUCCCUGCUCGCAGAAGAAGUUACGAUCUGAUGGGGCAGGCGUUCACCAAAUACACUAAACGGCUAGUGAGCGAGAGCCUGAGGCUACGGUCGUGACCGAGACAGCAAGGCCCUGCCCUCAAGGAGCGAAAAUGCUGGCGGGGGAGGCGGACAACAAGUAUUUUUUUGAUGGGCUUUGGGUUUUGUUAAGGGCGGCGAAGAGAGUGAAGUGGAGGAGUGCCACGGAGCGUGACGUGGAGGGGGCGAGCUGGGGAAGCCCUCCGGGGCAUUUGUGUCAGCAGCAGGCAGACGCGCUUCGGGGGUGUUGCGCGCCGGUGGGGAGCUUGAAGGGCCCGGGCCCCCGGGGCAGGGCCGGGCCUCGUGGAGCCCAGCGGCGCCUGAGGCUUCACUCUGCCGCCGUAACAGCGAAGGCGCCCUUGGCAGGUUUCGCUGGGGGAGGGCGCGUGACGUGACGUGGUCUAACCUCGGGAGCAGCGAGCCCGCCGCCCUGAGGGGGUUGGCUGGGGCGGGCGGCCUGCGUGGGAGAGGGGCGCCUGGGGGCUGUGAGGGUCGGUGCGGCCCAGCACGCGUUUGGGAGGGAGAGCUCAGGAGAGUUACCGGUGGCCUGUGUGCGGGUUGUGAGCAAGAGGAGAAAGCACGAUGGCAGCGUUUGUGGCGGAGGCGCUGAACGGCCGGAGUUGCCUUUCUCUGAGGUGGUCGCGUCAGGUCAGCCAGUGCUGCCACGCUAGGGCCCCGGGAAAGCAGCGAGCAGACCGUGUGCUGUGCGUCAGGAGGGCCGCGAGCAGCAGGGCUAAGCGACAGACGGGCGUUCGGAGCCCAGGCGAGAGGUGGGGAGGAGAGAUCCGAGGAGGGAGACGGAAGUUAGUCAUCUCGGGAGAAGUAUGUAACUCGGAAAGUGUGACAGGCCCGCGUGUGGAAUGGCCAUCUGAGAUGCGGCGCACGCCCAGCUCUAUGAACGGAACAGAGUGGGGUUGUUCCAGGCAGAUGUCACAGAGCGAAAAAGGAACAAGGGACCAGGGUAUUUGCAGGGGCGUGGUGAUCGCGUCGAACCACCAACUCUGCCCCAGCCGAGAAGGGAAACUAGGACUCGCGUGGGGUGGCUGGUGAAAAGGCAGGGGCAGCAGACGAGGUCAGACAGCCAGCUACAGGACAGGUGCGGAGAGAAGGUGCUGGUGUCGGGGGCCACUCACACACUCGGACGGACGGGGAGCCGCUCCCGGUAAUGAGCGCAGGGGUCGCGGUGGGGGAGCACAGGCUUCCAGAGUCAAGACGUGCUGGGGGAAAGCAGGUGGAGCUGGGGUAGCCAGUUAGAGGCCGGGUCUUGGGUGGCUCCUCCACAGGUGUUAAAGGUGCGGGAAUGAGGUGGAGGCGUGGCGGGACCUCCAGGUGCUGCCCGAGAAGACGACAGAAAGAACUCUUGGUGGGGAGACCUGACCUUCGGAGGAGGGAAGGAGGUUUGGAUCCGUCAGUAACCCAGGAAGGUAAGUGGAUGUAGCCACCCCUACCCCGGCUCCCAUGCCAGGGAGCUACAGCCGGUCUGGCACUGGGGGACUGAGUGAUCCAGGGGCUGAGAGAGGAACGGCUCUCGUUGCGGAGAACACUGUAGAGGAGUUAGCUUCCAAGGGAACGUGACGAGGCUGCCUUUGAGUGUUUUGUCGCCUUUUUCUCACUCGUCUUAAUGUUGGACCGAACUAAGAGCAUGUUUAUUUCACACGUUCAUAAAUAUGUUCAGGUUUGAGGGCAAUUGACUGCAGACAUUUUGCACCUGUUGAGAAGACAAUUUCUCAACUCUGCUUAGCAUCACAGAAAUGCAUUUUAUGUUCUAUCAAGUGGGCAAGCAUCUUCAGUAGUUUAUGAUCUUUCAUAAAAUGAAAAGUGUUGGAAAGUAAAUACCUUCGUUUCCAAGUAACAGGGGAGGAGAGAGAAGUUGCCAUGUUAUCAGACAAUGGAAGAUAUUUUGUUGAAUAAUAUAUAGAAUGAGCGGUGUGGCGCUGUAUUGCCUUACCUUUCAAAGGAUGAAACUGCUGUCUCCUAAAGGAUUCCCACACUUCUACCACAUUUAAAAAAAAACAGUAUGUGUUCGUGUACUGAUAUGUUUAUUCCCAUUUUACCAGAAAGAACACAAUUUCUCUACUAAUCAGAAAAAAAGUUUUGUAACCUCAAAACAAACGUUUACUCACCAAGCUGUAAAUAGCUUAAAUGGCUUAAAUUGGAGAUUUCUGUGGGAUUUUGAGCAGUCAAUAGGACAAUCCCUAAACUCUUCAGUUAUAGAAUAUUCAAGGCAUACAAGUGUUGUUUUUCUACACAGCAUAACUGAAAUGUAGUUUAACCAGUGAUUUACAAGGCAGUCAAAUACCAAAGCUGGAAAGCAUUUAGAGAACAAUCAAUUAUGUAUUUUCUAUACCUUCGAAAACCUUUCAGCUGUUAUCAAUCAUUUGUUUUCAUUGGCCAAGUAUGACUGCCGUAAAAUGAGCGUAUUCACUAGCCCACCACCUAAAAAGCAUUAAGCAUUCAUUUACAGAAUGAACGAACGAGCACGUUUGCUUUGGUUCUUGAAAUAGAAUUCCCUCGUGUAAGUAUAUUUUCUUUAUUUACAAAGUAUUAGGCUUAUUUUACAUGACUGCGCGCGCUUACAGUCCCGGCAUCACGAAGCAGGAGUUCCUGACCCUGUAGCGCCCAAGGAUGCCCAGUUCCGGCCAUAAAAGGGCAAGCUGGGUAGAAUGUUUGGUGCUUGGAUUUCGGAGGUGCUAGUGGGGCAGAUAAGGACCGCUUCCUGGUGUCUGGGGGAAGGAGAAGCGCCCCCGCCCCCCGUUCGGAACGCUCUCCAUCUCCAGUCCCUCAGAGGAAGUCGUGGCGAAGAAGCUGCUUCCAGGCCCCGCGCGCGCCUCUCCAGGUGCCCGUCCCGCUCCCGCGGCGCCUUCGUCCGGGAGGCUCUUCGCGGCGGCCGGACCCGGCCGACUUCCCUUCCAGCCGAGGCGCCUCCUUCCGCUCAGCGCCGCGCGGCUCCGUUCGGGACGUGUCCGCGCCUCCGCGACCACCGGAGCCACUUCGGGGCGAUGCUGGGGCCGCCGGUCUGGGCGCUGGUGGCCGGCGUCCUGCUGGCGCUGUCGCCGGGCCGGGCGGAGGGCGCCCCGAGGGCGGGCCGGCGGCCGGCGCGGGCGCGGGGCUGCGCGGACCGGCCCGAGGAGCUUCUGGAGCAGCUGUACGGGCGACUGGCGGCCGGCGUGCUCGGCGCCUUCCACCACACGCUGCAGCUGGGCCCGCGCGAGCAGGCGCGCAACGCCAGCUGCCCGGCCGGGGGCAGGCCCGCCGACCGCCGCUUCCGGCCGCCCACCAACCUGCGCAGCGUGUCUCCCUGGGCCUACAGGAUCUCCUACGACCCCGGCCGCUUCCCCAGGUACCUGCCCGAGGCCUACUGCCUGUGCCGGGGCUGCCUGACCGGGCCGCGCGGGGAGGAGGAUGUGCGGCUGCGCAGCGCCCCAGUGCUCGUGCCCGCGGUGGUCCUGCGCCGGACCCCGGCCUGCGCGGGCGGCCGCGCCGUCUAUACCGAGGAGUACGUCACCAUCCCCGUGGGCUGCACCUGCGUGCCCGGGCCAGACAAGGAUGCAGACGGCGCCAACUCCAGCCUGGACAAGCCGGCCCGGCCCUGAGCACCCAUCCCCAAUCCGGGGACCCCGAGGCCCCGAGGAAACUCGGACGGAGCACCCAGCGCUGGACUGGACUGGACUGCGUGUGAGCCUGAUCUCCUGCAUCCCCCAGGCUUCCUCUUGGGCAGGAGCGCAGGGCAGUGAAAGGUGGCGGGAACCAACCACGUUGCAGCCCUGUGUGGGCGGCCCAAGGCUGGGGCCACCACAGGUGACCCGCUUCACCAGAGUUCGUUGAGGCUCCCGGCCACCGGCCCCUUGCAACCACGGGUGAUAGCACUGCAAGGACCGCUGGGAGGGGACAGAGCCUCGAGGACAAACACUUACCACCUUUUUUUAAAAAAGUAGAAUAUAUACCUUCUUGUUUAUUCAGGUAUUUUCAGUAGGGGCAGAAACUUUUUAUAUUAGCCAUUUUGAGCAAGUAUAUUAAAAACAUUUUACUUGACAUGUAAACAUUUUACAAACAUUGUUUUCACUUCCUCGGCAGGAGUUUUUAGAAGCACACCCUCUAGCCCGCCUUGUGGCCUGGGUCCCUGAACCCCGCCUGUUGCCGACGGUCACCAGUGGACAUGGCUGCCUAGGACCUGCCCUCCCUCUGGGAGGCUCAGCUCACCCCAGAAUCUCACACUUGUAAGGUUUAUACAAUUAGAAAAUUUUUUCACUUGCAGACUUACGAUUCCCAGAAAUCAGGAGUGGAGUCCUCGUCUACGACCGCAACGUGAGCUAAACCUUUACCCUUUUCUUUAGGCUUAAAAGUUCUUUAAAAUCCUUAAAACAAUUGUAGGGGAAGGGCAUGCUGGCUGUGCAUUUCUCUCUGGGCUCCACUAAUUUUCAGAGGAAACAGUGGUAAUUAAGGUCUAUCAGUGUAUCUUAAUUUUAUGGUUAACGUUCAAGGAAGAUGAUCUGCAGAGUCGGCCUCAUUUAUAUGCUCUUGUCCCUACUGACAAUCAGUCUUGGUUUGAUCUGGACAGAAGGUCAACCGAGAGAACUUUCAAUCUGUACCAAAUAUUGACAGAGGUUGUGCAUGAAAAACACUGCUGAGCAAAAUUCCAAAUAAAAAAUUCAAAAUUGAAAUUGAUAGCUGUGGGUAGUUCUAUACCAUUUGGGGAACUUUACUUCUGUGCUCAACCUCUGGGGAAAAAAAAAAGGUAAGCCUAGUGGUGGUAUAUCUAGCAUACAUCAACAAAGAAAUCCACGAAUUAAAAAGAAAAAUUGCCUUUCAAACCUUGGGUAAUUAUUUCAAGCAUUGCCACUGUGGUGUAACAUUUUCUAGCCACUCCUCAAACGUAAAUAGUGCAGACAUCAGAGGAGUGGACUGAAGCAGAGUAAACGGCUUGCAUGGGGAUAAUACUGCUAUUCCAUAAACUGUAUUAAGCAUCAGUUUAACUAACGUUAGCUGUUAACAGGUAACGCAUUUCCAAUAGAAGAAUCAGCUUUCCCUUCCAAGAUCUAGAAAGGCAACCUGUAUUUGCAUUUUUUCUCUGACUGGAACACUCAACAAAUACUUACUGAGCAUGUGCCCUCUUCUGGGCACUGAGCUCCUGGAAGGCAAUUGCGAACUGGACACAACCCUCGUCCUCAGCUAAAACUCCAAACCGCAUGGCUGUCAAAGCACACACAGGUCCCCGCAGCCACCUGUAGUACACAGGAUGUGCCCAAGGCAGAGGCCAAGGUCCUGGCCAAUCACUAAGCUGCCUGUACUUCUGCUCUUUACCUGCGUUAAGUGGAGAGUAGACUAGAUGGCUUCUAUGGCUUCUCCAAAUAUAAUUCCACUGACUCAAGUUGGCACAAGCAUCCCAAGCCCUAGGGAUGCCCUCACUAAGGAAAUCAAAACAAGAUGUUGUCUUCUUCAUCUUGAAAGUUAGGCCGGGGGAGCCCCAGUUUGUGAGGGCGGAGGGGAGGCCGUAGCUUUUCAAUCUACUAAGAAAAUAAAAA
Molecule: messenger RNA, 6033 nt
Organism: Orcinus orca (killer whale)
Lineage: Eukaryota; Metazoa; Chordata; Mammalia; Artiodactyla; Delphinidae
Gene: IL17D
Product: interleukin 17D
Exons: 3
Coding region: 3175-4104 (309 amino acids)
Biological process (GO): inflammatory response
Cellular component (GO): extracellular region
Molecular function (GO): cytokine activity
Source: RefSeq, a predicted model, not a curated record